CGGUAUUCAAUUUAAAACGCAUUUGUUGUUAAUAUCAUUAACACAAUGUUCUUGAAAAGUUGUCUUUUGCUCUUCUUUACUCUCUGGGAGUUUCGUUGUCUAACGAUACCGAAAAACCAAACAAUACUAGCGGUGAAAACCGCCAAAAAUCGAUUUACAAUCCAAUAUAAAAACUACACCAUUAAACAAAAAGAAGCGGUGAUCGGAAAAGCCAAAUUUACAGAUAACAUCAAUAGUACGGGGUACGUAUCUAUAAAGAUUAUUUUUAAAUACGAAAAUAUAAUAAUUCAACAAGUAUAUUUAAUCUAACCUACCUGCAAAGAAAUUAAAAAACUCGGAACUAUAUACUUGUACACACGUUACUCGGACUGUUGACAAUAUUAUAUCUUAUUCACGAUUUUUAUUUUUAAAAGUCACUUAAAAAAUUUAAAUCCGGGGGUAUGGGAAUUCUUGGAAUUUCACUCAUAAUAUGCAACAUUUUAGUUUUUCUUUAUUGUGGCGGGCGGCGCCGGUGAUGGUUAUAAUAAAAACUAAGUGUAGGUCCCUACGUAAAUAUUCCAUCUGUUUAUUUAAAUUAUGUGUAUUUUUUAUGGAUAAUAAAUAUUUAUACAAUUAUUUGAAUACGUGCAUUUAUCAUUGGAUUUUUCGGCAUGUUACGGCAUGGCGUUACAAACAAUAUCGAAUUUAGAACUAGGUUACCUAGGUUAUAACAUAGGGGCGCUUUCACUAUAGGGGGAGCCGUGGUUAGCAGAACUCUUGAUUUUUUUUAGAUAUAAUUCCUAUCAGUGAAUUUAAUUAUCAUCUAAUAGAAAAAAAAAAUUGACUUUAAAAAACUUUUAAAUUAAUCCAUUUUACAUUUUAGAUUCUGAGUAUAGCGAAGAAUAUAUAUCGGUUUUACUAAGAUGUUUUUUUUUAUACUGUGUACACAAAUUCUAUCAUAAAUAUUGCUCAGAUAUAUACGCGUGACACUAUUUAUAAAAGAGAAUAUUGUCCAGAUGGUACUUUAGGGAGGUAAUUUUUUGAUUUUCCAAGCGGUUUUUAUAAUAUCUGGGGAAAACUAGGAUAAAACAUAAGAAAAACGAGAAAUUUAUGAAAAAAAUGCUUUCAUUAUUUUUGAAUUUUGUUAUUUGUUGUAAUUCAGUUUAAAAUAUUCUUAGAGAUUUGAAAUUUGGACAGAAAACUUAAAUUUGCCUUUUCUAGAUAUGGUAUAAUUUUCGAAACAUUUUUGCCAUUUUUAAGCUUUUUAUAUAAAGUUUAAUAUUUUUGUUGAAACUUAGUUAAAAAUAUUCGUAUCAGAUCUAUGGACUUAACAUUUGAACAGAACAUGUAUGUUUUCUUUUUUUAGACGUGGUAAAUUUUUAAAAAAGUUAAGCCAUUUUUGAGUUAUUUAUAGACAUUUUAAUUUUUCGAGUAUUUUACGUAAUUUUUAUUCGGUGGUACUCUUUGGUAAAAAGGUUAGAACUUAACAAAAUGCUUUAAAAUUUAACAAGAGGUUCAUUAAGAGUCUUACUUUGUGGUUAAAAAAAGAAAAUUUUUAUAGAGGAAUUUUAUUAUCAAAUUUUGACGAAAUCGUUGAGCAAAUAAUUUUUAGCUUCUUAAAAGUACUUGGAAGUUUAAUAUAGGGUUUAUCAUAAAUGGUUUUUAUAGCUCUAUAACAGUAUCAAAAAUCCGUACUCAAGUUUUUUUAUAGUAAUUUAUAGUCCAAAUUGUUAUAAAAAUUAUACAAAUCUAGGCAUUUCAAAAUAUGUUUAACCGAACUUCGCUGAGAAUAGUUUUUUUUUUAGCAACGGUUUAACGUUAGGUAUUAAAGAUAUAAAUUAAAUUACUCUAUAUAUAUCCUGUAUCCUGUAUCAACUUUCCACCUGCAACAAUUGUCCGCACAUGGAUUGAAGCACGAAUAAUAUCAUAUUUUUAAAAUAGUUUGUUAUAUUUAAAACUAUUAUACAUAUAUCUUCUUUUAUAUUUAUAAAAAUGAAUCUCUAUUUUCCUUGGUCACCGAAUCACGUGAGAACGGCUUGACCAAUUUUGCUGAUUUUUUCGUUUAUUGUAUUCGUAAUUGUUCGGGCAAGUUUAUUUUAUGAAAGAAAAUGUAUAAAAAGUCAACAGAAUAAGUAGAAAAACUGCAAAAACUUAUUAAUGAUAUUAUCAAUGGGUUACACAAACAGCUCUAAUGGGAUUUGAACUCGAUACCGUUGCACUAACAUUAUAAACAUUUUUUCUCAGUUGUCUUAUUGUUACUUGUUUAUUUUCUCUAUGGCAGACGUAGUCUUUAUAUACUUUAUGGACAGACUUAUCGUCUAACUGACGUGCUUUAUUGUCAUUUCUUCAUCUCUUUGGUGAAUAUGAUAAAUGUCGUUUAACAGCUUUAUCGGUCGGCAUCUAUCGAAAAAGUUAAUUUAUUUACUUUUAAUACACAGUCUAUUCGAUCUGAACGUUUAUACGGUUUUGAAUUUGUUGAGUGAAUUUUUUUAAUUUACGUCUUAUAUUAAAAGUUUAAUUUAAUAUCGAUUUUAAAAUUGAAAUCCAUGUACUGGUGUGAGUGUCUAUGGAAAAAUAAUUUAUUAAUUUCUUAGUGCACAGUCCAUUCGGUCUGAACGUUCAUCCAGUUUUGAGUUUUUUGAGAAGUGUUAGUUCAUCGCAGUUAGUUUACCGAAAUUUACAGUUAAAUUAUAUAUUUACGUACGCAACUCGCAAGAAUUAUUUUUUUUCUGAAAAGUUGGAAAUUUGGAUGGUAUUCAAGUUAUGGUGUCAAUGCGUCACCGACAAAAUUUCGAUUCAUUUUUAUACAUAAUACAUAUAGAUUAUGACUAGACACCGGAUUUAUUUUUUUUUUAAAUUCGUAAAAAGGUGCUUUAAAACACCAAAAAGUCUCUGAAAAAAGUAUUUACAAACAUUUAAAAAAAUCAAAAAUUACAAAGGAGUUUAAAAGUCCCCUCAUUAAUGGCUCUAACUUAUCAAAUUUAAUUUUCUAAUACUACAAAAUUGAUUUAUACAAAAUAAUUUCUUUUAAAUAAAAUUGUAUAAAUUAUAAAAAAAAAUUACUUUUCAUUAAUCAAUUUUGUGGUGUUAGACAAUUUUAUUUAUAAAUUAAAUCCGUUGGAGGGGGGAUUAUUAAACCCGUUUUAUUAUUUUUGCGUUUUUUAAAUGAUUUUUUUCAAUACUUUUUGACGAUUUCAGUUGUUUUUUGUGGAUUUUAAGAUCAUAUGAAUCCGGUCUCUAAUCAUGACAAUCGAUUUUUUACUUCUGUAUUGAUAUAAAUUGUCGAUAAAUACGUAGAUAAAGGUAGAAAAUUAACGCCGUGCCAUCUGCAAGUGACGACUAUAAUACAUUACACGCGUUCUCCCACUGCCGAACGUUCCUACUCCCCGAUAAGUUAAGUUAGGCUUCAUUUUCUUUGAAAUAUCCCCCCCUUCAAAAUUCAGUGUUUAGAUAUUUUAUUGACGCGGUCAUUACUAAAAAGUAAUAUGAAUAAAACAAAUAAUACAAAAUUAGCACGGGCAACGACGGGCGGGACAGCUAGUAUUUAUAAUAAAUGUUUAAAAUUAUUAAAAUACUUACUUGACACUUGUAGCCUGUCUUCUUCUCCUCCAUCUUUGUUCCAAAUAUUUGGGGUCAGCCACCCUCGUUCUUAAACGUUCACUUGUUUCGCAUCUUGCAUACACCGGUUGUCCUCAUAUCAUUCUCAAUCGCAUCCAACCAUCUCUUUUUUGACCUUCCUCUCCACCUAUUUCCUUCAAUAUUUAUUUUCAUUAUAGUUUUUACUGCUUCAGAUUCUUUUCUCCCCACGACUUGCACAAACUAUCUUCAGUCUAUAUUCCCUCAUUUUGUCUAUUAUUGACGCCAAGCCUGAGUUACCCCUUAUGUUGGUACUCGUUCCUUUUUCUACCUUCCAACCUUACCCUUGUUUAAAAGAUCCUAAGUAGUUAAAACUCUCAACCUCGCCUUUCUCUCUGGCUUUUGCGUUGGAAAAGUCUGUUAUUAUUUUAUCAAUAUUGAGUUCGGUUGUCCGUUUGUUUUAUAUAUUCAAAACACUUAUGUUUUUCAAUCGAUCUUAACUAAAAGAAUGACAAAGAUAAUUUUUUAUUGAAUUUAAAUUUAAUUUAAAAGCAACUACAUAAAAUCGAAAAAUAUUCGUGGCAUAAGCUAUGAAGAAGUCAAAAGCAUUUGAAACAGAUCAUUUUGGUUUUGAGGGCCUCUAGAACUGGAGAUCCAUGUACAUUGCAAACCUUGCACACCCGAUUGUUGCGGCACUGAUGGUACCUCCUCUCACCUGUUGUCCCCAUGUACAUUCGAGAUGGCAUAAUUCGCUAAAGUUUUGUUUAAAAUUCAUGCUAUUUGAAUAAAUUGUAUACCGAGUGUUGACGCAACCCCAUUUGUCGCCUGUUAAGACAGGUAUUAUCAACUAUAAAGUGACUUCCUUCCCUCUGUAGAUACAAUAUCAUAUGCCUAUUGGAAUCAUCUACCUGGAUUUUCCAUAUAUAGAAGCUCUGGGUUCCAAGUUCGCUAAACCCUUAGUAUCAUAUUCCCCUCCCCUUUAAAGUGAUAUAAAUGUCUAUAUAAUAGUAUUUAAAAGGGAUUAAGAUAAAGACCAAGUACUCUUAGAAACUUAUAAUAGAUAGUAUAGAUAUUGAUAAUUUAGUCACCGGUAUUCGGUAUUUUUAUUGGUAUACCGGUAUUACGGCAUUUUCAGUAUACACUUAUGAGAUGAUACAUAAAUUACGGCAUUUCAAAACACGCGUAACCGAAUUUUGAUUAGUAUAAUUUUUCGUUAGCAAUAGUAUAUCGUUGCUAACAGAUAUAAAUUAAAUAACAUUAUGAGUUAUCUAUUCACUAAAUAUUAUUGUCAUUGGCCUGUAGUUUUUAAAAUUAAAAGUUAAGGGCAACGUACAUUAAAAAUAACUGGAUCUUGUAAAAUAGGUAAAAAUGAAAUUUAUAUGAAAAGGUCUGCUGUACAACAACUCAUUGUGCAUACCAUCCCUUGAUGUAUGGUUUUUAAAAUUCAACAAUUGUAUGUUUGUGUCACAAGCUUUAACAUUUAGUUAUCAACAACUUCAAAAAAUUCGACGGUAGAUUCCAGUUAAAAAAAACUUUAUCUUCUAAAAAAUAAUAUAAAUAGUGUAGAGAAUCAAGAACAAGCCAACAAAAAUUCAGAUUUUCGUGAGCUAACAAAAUUUAUCUGUAAACAAACAUUCGCGGGGUUGAAUCAUAAAAAAGAAUAUAAUAUAAUUAUUAACUGACUUUAUCUAUUGACUGAUUCUAUAACCGGGCAACUGCCAUAAUAUUGUGAUACUGAUAAGAGGCGCUGUCUUUAAAUGCUUAUCGUCUCUUUUUUGUCUUAAGAGAUGACAGCAUUCACCACGAAUUUUAUAUAACCGUGGUAUGUACCGAUACUACGGUAUUUACCGUCACAUCGGUAUUUUGGUAUUUAAAAAUAGCGGUAACUUAUUGGUGGACAAAAAAUACCGCCAGCUCUACUAGACAAGAAAAAAAAUUUGAUACUUGUAGCCUGUAGGUAAUAUUAUUAAUACUGAAAUAUAAAUUAUACUUAACUUUUUUCAUUUCAGAUAUAAUUAAAAUUUAGUAUCGGAACGGGUUAUAUAUACUAUGUAGGUUGAAAAUAUUUUAGAAAUAAAAUAAUCAUAACAUUUUUUCAGAUGGGGCUAUUUGGAAAUUCGGACUAUGUUGCUAACCAAAGACGUAGACCAAGCGUAUGCAGCUGGAUUUUUGGAAGGCGUGUUAACCGCCGAUCUCAUUUACAGUCAUUGGUAUAACUCGAUGAAAGGGUACUGCACCGAUCGACCGAACAUCUGUAAAAACUUGACAGAUUUCAUGAACACCAACAAAUAUUGGAUUUUGUCGCAAUUUAUCAAACCAGAUCCUUUCUGGUAUCAGGUAUCAAAGUGGUUUUCAGUAUGGCAUACAGUAUUAGCGAGGAACACCUCAAUUUAAACUCGAUAUCACUGAUACGACCUGUAGUAGAACGACCUACUAGUGUUUAAAAUUGAUGUUUUUUUUAUUUUUUAUUUUUUCAAUCAAAAGGUCAGUCUCUUUUACAAACAAUUGGAUGGUUUACACGACGGAUACAUGCGCGGGAAGUCACCUCACACGCCCGACUUGUCUUGGGACGAUUUAUUGUGAGAUUUUUUUCCGUCGGGAUAUUAUAUUACGAGAAUAUAUUAAUAUUACAAUACGAUUUUUUAUUUUUUCUCUUCUAUGAUUUUCUUCUUAAAAUGGAUAGUUGGUUGAACGCUAUGGACGAUUUGGGUGACAUUUCCGAGGCGUUGAAUACUUCGGGAGUGGAUGAUAAAGUUUUAGGAAGCGGUUCGUGUUCGGCUCUCAUCAAAUUGUUACCAGGAAACAAGGAUCUUUUGAUGUCACAUGUGACGUGGGCCGGGUAAACAAGCGAACAAUAUAUUAAUUAAUAUAAUAGUAUAACCAUGAUCUAUGACGUCAAACUUUUAUCUAUCAUAUGGAAUAUCCUGAUAGUUUUUUUGAGAAUUGCGAAUAAAAAUGGUCACUGUUUAGUUGUCAACGGAAACAGCUUGACUCGUUUCCGGUUAUUUUGAGUCAAUCACACUAGUUUUCUACAUCAUCUACUGCAGACAACGGAUUAUACGAUCACGAUUCUUAAAAGAAUCUGUAAUGGUAUCUUCAAGCUCGUAUAGGAUAGUUAAUAAAUCGUACCUACUAAAACUGCGCUAGAUUUGAAAUGAUCCGGCUGGAUCUGUAGUUCUUUGAAGUUUUUAUUUUUCUAAAGCGUGACUGUUACAGAUACGAAUCGAUGCUGAGAAUACAAAAGAGAUACAGUCUCCGGUAUAGGAAGAGCCAUACGUCUAGCAAACUGAUACACGGGUUCGACAUGUCGUUCAGCUCAUAUCCCGGUGUCAUCCAGUCCGGAGACGAUUUUUAUCUGAUGUCCUCGGGCCUGGCCACGAUGGAGACCACCAUUGACAAUUACAACAAAUCACUGUGGUCCAACGUGAAGCCAGUCGGUCAGGUAUAGUAUCUAUAGUGCAGUGUACUCGUAUUUAGACGAAACGCGUUUGCCACACGAUUAUCUCGUGCUAACCGGAGUUAUCGUAUUUUAACAUAACCUAUUACCUACAUAUCAUUCGGAAUAUCACGUGCAUGAACACCAUUAGUCCAAUGGCGUAGCAGAGAUUUAUCAAAGAACCCCUCUCCUUUAAUAAAUCUUGUUUGAACCGUUAACGCCAUUGAUCGGGUAAUAUGUAUAGUUUGUACCUAUAUAAUUUUGAAAUUUUUAGGAAAUUAACAACAUUUCCUGGCUAGUGUUAUACAGAGUGCUCUAUAUAGUGUUAUUCUUAUUUUUUUUUUUUACAUUUUUUUUUCAAUUUAGAAAAAAAUUACAAUUUUUAUAUUCAUCCCUUAAUCAGUGAAAAAAAAACUUUUUAUUUGUCUAUGUGAGAUAUUGUACAAUAUAGAUUCUAAUAUACCAGAUCCCUCCAAAAUUGUAUCAUUAAUGUUCAUGUAUAAUUUAUUUGGAAUGAUUCAAGUUUACCUCCCACGCGAUUUUUCGGGUUUUUUUUUCAAAAUAUGUGUUGGAUGUGUGAUGUGUUGGAAUAAAAUGUCGGAUGAACUUCAUUUGGAAGUUAUGGGGGAAAACUUCAUGAAGUUCGGAUUUUCGGAUUUGUUGUGCAAAACCACGUCGGGUAGGUAACAAGGAAAAGUGUAAAACAUUAUAGGCGGGUUUAGAGACCCAAUGUGGUCACUCUCUAGGGUUAUUAAACAAUUUUCUAAAACGUACUUUUCAAAAUUUAAUGCAAAAUAUACUUAUUCUGGAAAAGAUCCGUUUUGCAGAAAACAACUUUUUUAAAUCUCAAAAAAGCAAUAAAAAUUAUAAAAUAGAAAAUAAUUAAUUUAUACACAAUACAAGAAUAUUUUUUAGUUUUUUUUUAAUACCCUUAGGUGUGAUCUACACCAAUUCAAAAUACCCUAAACAGUAAACCUGCUAAAAAAUAAGAAACAAGGAAAAAGUACGUUUUGCAUUGAAGCCUCUCAAUUAUCGCAAUGGUUGUUAUUCCUUAUCGCGUAACGUGUUAUUCCAUUGAAAAUUAAUUGUUUUCACGCCAAUUUUCAAGAAACUAAAAUGGCUAUUACUUGAUCAAAUAUGAAUAUAUGUCACAUAAAAAUUUUCAGAAUAACAUCUUUUAUAAAAUAGUGAUAAAACUUGAUAUAUUUUUUUCAAUUAUUAAGGGUCGGCAAAAAUUUUUUUAUUUUUCUCUACAUAAUCCUUCGCACAAAAUCCGAUUAAAAAAAAAAACUGGAUUUUGUUAGAAAUAUUAGCAUAAGUAUAACACUGAAGAACGCACUGCAUACAUAAUAUUAAUAUUUAUGGAUGGUAUAGGUGUUGGAGUUUGUGCGUGCGAUGGUCGCCAACCGGUUGGCCGACAGCCCAGCGGAGUGGACGGAUACGUUUAAACUUUAUAACAGUGGUACGUACAACAACCAGUGGAUGAUCGUCAACUACGCAGCCUUUCAACCAGGCAACGCGUUACCGGACAAGAACGUAUUGCACGUUCUCGAACAGAUGCCCGGUUACGUGGUACACGAAGACCUCACCGGGCACCUGAUUAACCAGACGUACUGGGCUAGUUACAACAUACCGUAUUUCCCGUCCGUGUUCAACAUGAGUGGUUACAGUGACUUGGUACAGCGUUAUGGUACAUGGUAAAUACCGUGUGUUUACACGCACAAUAUUAAAUUUUUUAAAUUUAUUAGUACUAAAUUCAUCAAAAAUAUACAUAUAACCAUUGUGCACAAGUACUUCACGUCCACAGAAAUUGAAAAUGUCUUAUGUCAUGGUGACUAGACGACAACUAAUUUGAUACUGUUAUUGGAUACAUAUGUUGGAAUAGUAUAAAGGUGCCACCGAUUACCUAUAGGCAUUGUUCUUUGAGUGAUAACAAUAUAAAUUCUUGCUUUUGGAUUUUGUGACGUGUGUGACAAUAAUCAUUAUCUGAUUUAUAUAGUUAACAUUUAUCAAGAUUUUGAACCUAAAUGAUUUAUUCAGGUUAGGGUUAAUUUCGGUUUUGAAUGUUGGUUUUGGUUUGGUUUUAGUUAAGUUGAUUUUAGAUGUAUUGGUUUUGGAUAACCAUAUAAAUAAUAUUGGUUAUGGUUAGGAUUUUUUAGAUCGUGUAAAAGCUUUUAAACUUCUAUUAAUCUAUUACAAAGCAUACACAUACAGUUGAAUCCGCUUUAUUGGGACACAUCGGUUGCAUUUUAUUUUGUUCCAAUAAAGCGGUUGUCCCAAUAAUCCGAAAUACAAAAAUGACAUAUACAUUUUUUGAAAUUGUUUUACUAUUGAUUUUAUUUAAAUUUUUUAUUACAUUACAAAAAGAAAAACACGGUAUUAUAACUUAGUUAUUUAUAAAAAUACAUACAUACAUUAUUAAUAUAAAGUACAUAUAUACACAUAUAUAAUGUACAUUGUAUUUUAUGUUAUUUAAAAAAACUAUGAAUAUUACUUUGUUUCUUGCGUAUUAUUGAUUGUUGACUAAUGUAGUCCGAAUUACUGAUCUAUUAAUAUACUCGAUAAAAAUGUCCCAAUUAUCCGAAUUCGUGGCCCAGAUAAGCGCUGAACGUUUACCCUACAAGUAUACAUUUGUUUUCGUAAUUGAAGAAUUGUCCCUAUUAAGCGGAUUCGACUGUAUAUAUAACAAUUCAAAUUUGUUUCAAAUAUAAUAUGAAAGGGUUUAUGAAUCCAAAUUCCAAUAGAUAUAAUAAAUAAUAAAUAGCAAAUUAAUGUCAAAAAGUAAAGCAAAUAUGCAAGAAUUUUUGUAUUUUAACAAAAGUGUCAAUAAUGUUAUAAAAUGCUUUAUAAUAACAAGUAAUUAUAUGAAACGAAAAAAAGUUUAAAUUUUAAGUUAUAAUUAUUUUUAAAAUGUAGGUAGGUAAACCUAAUAAUAUGUUAAAUGACCAUUCAAUGUAUUAAAUUACAAAUAUACUUCAAAAACAACUUUAUGCUUAACCGUUAGCCUUUGACAAAAAUGUGUAUAUUUUAUAUAAAAGUUUACAGUAAAGAAAAAAAAAUAACAUCAUUGUAAAACUUUAUAGGUUUAUGUUAUUAUUAAAUAUUACUAAACAAAUUGAUAUAAUUAAAAUAUUUAACUGUCUUGAAUGGCUUUGCUCAUGUUUGUGUUAAACGAAAAAAAUAAAAACGUGUUUACCUGUGUCUCCCUGUUUUCAUAUGAUUAUUACUGCGGUUAAUCGUUGUUGCUUGUAAAUGUUUGUAAAUAUAUUUUCUUGCCCAUAAAAACCAGAUUAACUAAUGAACUGGUUAGAUUAACUAAAUAACUGAUUUUUCAUUUGUGUCGUCAAGAUAACCUAUAAAUUAAAAAAAAAAAAAAAAAAAAAAAAUACCAAAACCUUGUGUCAGUCAAUUAAUUGGUUCAAAUUUGAGAUAGAAAAUAAACAACGCCCGUUUUCUGGUUUAGAAUGUGAAGUGUGCAAAAUUUUAUCAAAAUCAGAAAUAAAUUUUAGAUUUGCAUAGUGGAAAAGAAGAGAGAAAAAAAAAUAGACAUCCUAGGGACGUCUGUUAAUGGGGACAGGAGCACUAUUAUAAGUAAUUUAUUGUAUACCUGUGAGCAAUGAUAAACCAUUGCUUGCGGAAAAAACGAUUGUGAGCGGAAUUCAGUUGAUAGUGAUGCUUUUCAACAAUAUAUAUGCCAUAUUAUAGUUAAAUAAUUAAAUAGGCUUUAUAUAUUUUCUUCGCUUCUUACAUCUGAAUGUUCCACUUGGCUUCUAAGUCCCAGAAAAACCAUUCGACUUCUAUUAAACUUCUGCUAAACUGUCGAUUCGUACCUACAACCAAUUCGAAGACACUGCUGAAAAAAGCAUCAUAUAAGUAUUUAGAAAACAUACCUUACAUGGUUCUCACCACAUUUGAGUAAAAGGAAUAACACAAAAUGUUUAUCAUUUAAAAAUGUUAACAUUUUAAAAACUUUUAAUUUUAUCUUACAAAAAUAAUUUUUAAGGUAGGCGGAUGCAAAUUUCACAAAAAAUGUAAAACGCUUUUUAAUGGUGUACUUAAUUUAUUAGUUAAUAUGUACAAGUUCAUAUCUAAGGAAAGAAGAUAAAAAACUAAUACAUAGUUAAAAAAAAAUGUGUAAUUCAUGAAAUUUAAAAUAAGUUUGUAGAGUUGCAAGAGUUGUCAAAGUGUCCACCGCUUUGUCUCAAACAAUCAUGUACUUGUCUCCCAAUUAUUCCUUCUGUCGUCACUCUUCGCAAUUCAAUAGCUACCUGAAGCAUUCUCUCUAUUAGUUUUGCUUCAGAAUUUACUUCCUGAUGGUAAACUCAUUAUAUAUGAACGUUAUUAUGAAUUACUUUCGUUCAACCGAAAAAACACAAAAAUCUAAAUAUUUCUCUUAUUAUUGAGAAAUCAAUAAUAGUUAUGAGGAUAUUUUUUGUUUAAUUUAAGGUGUAGAAAUAUCUACUGAAGUUUGAUAUAAUUAUCGUGAAACACUCAGUAUAAACAUAUAACUAACGUAUAAUAUUGUAAAACAUACGAGUAUAAAGUAAGGGGGGAAAAUAACACGAUAUUAGUAAAAAAUAAAAAAAAAUAAAUGAAAUCUCGGAUAUUUUUACUAAAUAUAUUAGGUUUAUAUUAGGAUUUACCGAAUCUCAUUUAUAAAAGCUCAAAUAACAAAAAUUACUCAGUGUUUGACUAAAAUAUUUUGUGCAUCCUAGAUUUUAAUGAAACCAAUCGGUAAAACCCACGUUUUACCGGUUAAUUCUAAAUUUCACCGGUGUCAAUUCAUUAUUUUACCAUAAAACAUAAUAUUAUAUACCUACUUGUAACAUUCUUUUUAUAUUCAUAUUGUCUAUUUCUUGUCAUGGUUGAUUAAACUAGCAAUAGGCUAACAGUUUUUCAACCAGAAUCACGUGAUCGACUGUAAUAAUACAGCUCAUUUUGGAUGACACGAUCUAGUUUGAAGGCUUCGUGAUUACUUUUAUAAUUUUCUGUUCCUUUUAAUUUUUAUCAUUUAGGUUUUCGUAUUCUGACACGCCUCGAGCACGGAUAUUCGCCCGGGAUCACGUGAACAUCCACUGCGACCAGUGCAUGUGGCACCUAAUGCGGUCUAACGACUUUAAAAACGACCCAGAGUCUAGGUGUGACUGUAGUCCACCGUACUCGGCAGAAAACGCGAUAUCGGCCAGGUAUAAAAUCAUUUAUUUUUUUUAAAUGUACUAUUGGUAUUAUCAACGGCGUUUUACUAUUUCAAUUAUAAUUGAAAAUCGUAAGCAAUAGUUAUGAGGAUUAGCGUUUGAAAUGAAUGCUUACGACGCCACUAGAUAAUAUCCAUCGCUCGCAUUUAGCUUAACGGUAAAUUUUGAUGACAAUCAUAAUCAUAUCGAAUGCAUAUUACUCGUAUAUAUAGAUGCGACUUGAAUCCUGCCAACGGAACGUACCCCAUACCGGCAAUGGGACAUCGGUCGCAUGGCGCUACGGAUGUGAAGAUUACCACGAGCAAGCUCUUCCAACGGUUGGAGUUUAAGGCAGUUUCCGGGCCGACCCUGGGGAUUAACAACAGCCUGGGGCCAUUCUGCUGGUCUAAGUCCGACUACGCUAACGUCAAUCAUCAGGACCAACCCGAUUGUUUUGAAUUUGAACAGGUGUUGCACCAAUGGUCUUUAUAAGAACAAUAUUUUCGAGACAAACUGUGUCAACUUUUUUUUUUUUUUAGUCAAAACUUUUUGCGUUCAUAAUAUAAUAAACAAUUAAUAAUACACAUGUUUUAUUGAUUACAACAGUUCGUUGUACCCAAUAAGCUGAUUUUUAUGGUGCCGCGUGUUUGUAUUUCUCCUACAAAGUAUACACAAUUAGUUUAGAAAUAAUAAUACAAAUCUACUAAUUGGGUAUAAUGAAUAAUAAUAUAUUAAUACUCUAUUGAUAAUUUAAUAUCUUGAAUUAUCUACAAAAGAUAAAACUAUAAAGUCUACCAAUCAUUAAUUAGGGUUUGUCGGACGAGUGGUUUUAUUUAUUUAGUCAAAUUUUUAAUUGAUGACACAUUACUUAAAUAUGAUUUUACCACACAAUAGAUAAGAGUUAUAGCUUACAAGUAUGGUACCUAUCUAACGAGUAAAUGUUUUUUUUUGUUAAAUAUUAUUUUUGUUAUCUAUAAAAAAAAAAAAAAAGAUUAACGUUUUUCUUUUCGAAUUUCAAAUCCACGGUUAAAAAAUAAUUAAUACUAAACAUUUACGUAUUCGGGAUUUAUAAUAUGAUAUUGCAUUUCCUCUUUAAAUACUUUCAAAUAAUAUUUUAUAAUUACAGUAUGUACGUUAAUGCUGCAUUUAAAACAAAUAAUAAAUAUUUCGGAUAUUUACUGUUAUCCUUGAUCGUUUUUACCGAGAUUUACCAAAAGUAUUCGGUUUGUAAAAGCCUGAAUUAUGAUUCUAAGAUUGAUCAAAUUUAAUUUUUGUACUUUACAGUUUAACAUAGGAAAUUGUUUAAAGCCUGAAUUUCGGAUAUUUAACCUUAGUCGGUAAAUCCUAUGAUUUAUCGGUAAAAAACAUAUGGAUAUUACCUGUAUCGUGAAUUUGUCGUAACCUAAAUAUGUAUUUAUAUACAUAUAAUAAGUAGGUACAUAAUAUGUUGGUAUACAUAUUAUUUCCCAACCGUAAAUUAAUUAAAUUUUUGUAAUAACUGUUACCGAUAUAAUCUAAGACACGUUUAAGAACCGAUACUAAAAUACAGUGAAGCAUCGUGGGUUAAAAAUUAAUCGGUAGCUCAUAAAAACUUGAAACUAAGAACCAACUCUACUACUCAACUAACUACAUACUCUAAUUUGUGAACCGCAAUAUAAUUUUGAUAAACGCAUUCAUUUGUAAUAAAACUGCAAUAAGUUGUUUUAAAAUAUGAUACCUACUUGGAUUUUAUAUCUAAUAUAUUGUAAACCCAUGAUAAAUUUAAAAAGCUAUACCUAAAGAUUUUCUAUGAUAAUGUAC
This is a messenger RNA of Cinara cedri, 13965 nucleotides long. Lineage: Eukaryota; Metazoa; Arthropoda; Insecta; Hemiptera; Aphididae. The record is from the annotation of a GenBank genome assembly.